AUGUACGACUCAUACCGUCCCCACCUCCUCCUAGCCCAGGUCCCUCUAACCGUUUCGCCCUUCAUCAAUCUCCCCGCCUCAGUCACCCUACCCUAUACCUACAAAUCAGUUCCCUCAACUCUCCCACAAUCAGUACUGGUCGAUCCAAGCAACCCAGACUCCAAAGCCCGAUAUGUGUUCUCCUCCAGCGGUGAACAUGCAGCCCACCCAGACGAGAUCCUCGCUUCCUGCCAGUCUCUCGAACAACACUUGAAGAAGACCCGAUCUGAGGCGGAGACUGCAAUCAAAGUUUGGGAGGAAGCCAUUCGACAGCGGGAACUCGCUGAAAAGCGCCGGGUUGCACCGGGUUGGCUAGAUCGAGACGAGAAAUUGCUGCAGCCGAGCAGAGCUGGAGGGUCUGCUGCGUCCACGGCCGAUCAGGGUGGGAGCCUGUUGGAUAGCAUUUCCGCUGAUCAAGGGUCCUCGACUCUGCCCGCUAUGGUGCCUCGAGACGAAGGCGAGGAAUUGGAUCGAGCAUUUGGUGGACUGGGCGUGAAAUGA
Molecule: messenger RNA, 540 nt
Organism: Penicillium daleae
Lineage: Eukaryota; Fungi; Ascomycota; Eurotiomycetes; Eurotiales; Aspergillaceae
Exons: 2
Coding region: 1-540 (179 amino acids)
Source: RefSeq, a predicted model, not a curated record